Malassezia restricta is the source of this 2640-nucleotide messenger RNA. RefSeq names its product Vam6/Vps39-like protein vacuolar protein sorting-associated protein 39. The record is from RefSeq and is a predicted model, not a curated record. The coding region runs from base 1 to 2640 and encodes 879 amino acids. Gene Ontology annotation, biological process: endosomal vesicle fusion; vesicle-mediated transport; autophagy. NCBI's taxonomy places the organism in Eukaryota, Fungi, Basidiomycota, Malasseziomycetes, Malasseziales, Malasseziaceae. The transcript has a single exon. Gene Ontology annotation, cellular component: cytoplasm; fungal-type vacuole membrane.
AUGCCAGAUGUGUAUGUGCCGCGCGUCGUGGUGGACCGUGUGCCGGACGCCACAGCGCUGGGAGCGUGUGAUGGACGCGUGUAUGUAGGCACGUCGCAUGGGUCCAUAUUUGAGAUGGGCGCGCCGGACGUCGAACUGAGUCGUGGUCGCCACCGCCGCAUCGACCAAAUCAGCAGCAUUCCUGGCACACCGUAUAUGGCGUGUAUGGCGGAUGGGUAUGUGAGUGUAAGCACGCCUGCCUCCCUCGAUACGCCAACGUCCCUUCCUCUUUCGCGCGGCGCCUCGUUUCUCGUUGCAGGCUCAUGGCUCGAGGCCCACAGCGCAGAGACGUCUAUCGCCGCGAGCACGUCGCAGCGAGCAUUAGGUCUGCGCAGUAUGGACGAGGUCGCACGCGAAAAGCAGAAAGCGCCACAAAAUGCGCUUGUAUCGAUGCUGGCGAUAGCAUGUCGCCGUCGUCGCUGCGUUGUGAUGUACCGAUGGGUCGAUGGUGCGUUCUGGGACGCCAAAGUCCACCCACUUCCACGCGGACCACAAACAUUAGCUCUACUGACAGAGGGCCAGGCGCUGGUCGCAGGAUAUGGUCAUUAUGAGUACGUGCGUGUCGUGAUUCCACCUGCGCAUGCGUCCAGCGUCGCAUGGCGUCUGCCGCCGAGUGAUGCUCUGACGUCGGCCACAUGGGUCGACACACAUGCAUGGGACACGUAUGCCGUGCCCGUCGAGGGUGAUGGCGAUGAUGCGAGCUGGUGGGGCCGAACAGACCGUCCCUGGGCUAUCUCACUGGCACAUGGCGUGCUGGUGUCUACGCCACGGCGCGGUGUAGUCAUCGACGCACACGGUCGCAUCCUGCCGCCUUCGCUGCCAUGGAGUGCCGUGCCGUAUGGUGGCAUAGCUUGUGCGCCGUACGUCCUCUUGCGCGAAGCGGAUGGCUCACUUGGCGUAUACAUGCAAUCGACGCUGCGCCGAGCGCAGUCUAUGACGUUGCCAGCUGGGCCCGUGCAGCUCCUCACUGACCCCCCGCAUGUUUACGCACACGGCUCGCUGUAUGCCCUCGACGUAUGUGGACUUGAGGCGCAACUAGAUGCUCUCACGGCAGCGGGCGCGUAUGCGGAGGCUCUCGACAUGCUGAAUGCCGAACCAAUCGACAAGGACGCACGCGCUCAUGUGGGCCUAGCAGCGUUUGUGGAUGGCGCCUUUGAUACUGGUAUGGACGUGUUUAUGGACGUGGAUAUGAAUCCCGCGUACGUACUGGCCCUAUACCCUGCCUCACUCACGGGCCCGCUUGCCAAGCCACCCUCACAGUGGUCUGCUCUAUUUGGCACGCGGCUUCCGGUGCAUGCCGAGAGUGACGCGUUCACGUCACCCCAAGCUUUGGACGCACUCGUGCGUUAUCUCAAUGACCGCCGGCGCCUCUUGCGCAGUGGCUCGCUUCCUCCACCCACGGCUGAAGCCGUCGAUACCCAAUGUCUGCAGCAGCUGCGCAUGUGUGACUGCACACCCGACACGAUCUCGACCCAUGAGGCUGUAGCGAUGGCGCAAGUCGUCGACACGGCACUUUUGACGGUGUUUCUCCGUACCAAGCCGAGCCUGGUGGGGGCCUUGUGCCGCGUGGAUAACUGGUGCGACCUGGCACAGGUACGCACUCAGCUGGAGGCGCGGCACAUGCAUCAGGCGCUUGUGUCGCUCUACCGCACGCGGGGUAUGCACACAGAGGCACUUGCUCAGCUGCCUGAGCCAGAAGACAUGGCCGCCUACCUCGACACGUUAGGGCCCGAGCACACGGACCUCAUCUUGAGCCAUGCACGAAAGGUGCUCGACGUGGCGCCUGCACUCGGCCUCUCGAUUUUCACAUCCGAUACGCACUUGACGCAGCUCCCACCGGAGCGUGUUGCACCAGACUUGGCACCCACCUACCCCGCCACGUGCCUCGCCUACCUCGAGGCUGUCAUGACCGUGCGUGACGUCGCGCCUGCUCUACAUACACUGCGUGCACGUCUGCAUCUGGAUGCGUGCCGACACGGUGCUCCUCUAGAUGCCUUCAUCGCAUUCCUGCGCUCAUCCACCCACUACGAUGCCGAUGCAUUGUUGCUCGAAGACCUGCCGUGGCCGCUCGUUCGGUCCGUGCUACUAGGUCGUCUAGGGCAUUAUGUGGAGGCAUUGCACCUGCUCCUCGUGGAGGCGCACCUUGUGUCGGAGGCCGAAGCGUUUUGUGUGGAACAUAGCACCUCGGCUGGCCCCGACCUGUACGCCACGCUCUUGCGUCUGGUGCGCACACAUGCACCCGAACACUUGCUUCGCGUCUGUGAGGGUGUGCUUACGCAGCAUGCGAAGGACGUGCCAUUACCUGAUAUAUUGGCCCUCUUGCCGCCUGAAUGGCCCGUGCAGCGCGUCCAAGCGCUGCUUUUGCGCAACUUGCAUGCUCAGGCAUCCGAUCGGGUGCAGCAGCGCAUCGAAAGCGCACUAUCCACGGCCCAUCGCGCGGCGCUGGAUCAAAGCGUGCGAAUCCAGCGCCAAGCACGUGUGCUUGUCACGGAUCACAGCACGUGCGAGCAGUGUGGGCGGCGCCUGGGUGAGUCGGUCCUGGCCGUCGUGCCUGCGACGGGCGCAACCAUGCAUUACUACUGCGCCAUGCAGCAUACGUAG